AUGCUUCGAAAAUUAAUAGUGAAGUACUUACGCUCCCAGCCCCAAGUCCCGCCGUCGCCUCAGCCGACGCGACCGACCAGCGCCUUCCCGAAGCUGGAGGAGCCGGAGCGAAGCGAAACGCCUCCGGAGUUCGUUGCCCUGAUCGGGGGGCCGAGUCGGCCUCCCAGGCCGACGGCGGAGGUCCAGGCCAUCGUCCACGCCCAGCCGCUGGGCCAGGUCGUGCUGGACAAGCGGAUCAACCUCAGCGACGACGCCAAGCUCCAGGACCAGGAAAAGGGGGCCGGGAACAGGGAAGAGGACUCGGGACAAGAGGAUUUAGAGGACAAAGAGGAGGAUUUAGAGGACAAGGAGGAAGAUUUGGAGAAAAAGGACGAGGAUUUGCAGGGAAAAAAAGAGGAUCUGCAAGAAAAGGACGAGGAUUUGCAAGAAAAGAAUGAUGAUUUGCAGGAAAAGGACAAGGGUUUGCAAGAAAAGGAUGAGGAUCUGCAGGAAAAGGACGAGGGUUUACAAGAAAAGAAUGAGGAUCCGCAGGAAAAGGACGAAGAGAACAAGAAAGAGGAAUUGCAAGAAAAGGACGAGGAUCCGGAAGACGAAGAAGAGGACCCGGAGGAGUUGGAGGACCUAGAGGACAUCCGCAAGGAACUGCUAGUCGUCCGCCGGCAGUCCCUCACCUAUCUGAGCGACAUCCGUGCCUUUCAGAACCAACACGCCACCCACACUUCCUGA
Molecule: messenger RNA, 726 nt
Organism: Darwinula stevensoni
Lineage: Eukaryota; Metazoa; Arthropoda; Ostracoda; Podocopida; Darwinulidae
Source: the annotation of a GenBank genome assembly